CGGGAAAAUUCAUUCCGAGAGAAAAGGAAUGUAGUUGCUAUUUGGUUAUGGAAUGUGGUGGUCACGGAUGAGUGAGCUAGGCAAGAAUGUGAACCAAAGAAUGGAGGGAGGAUGAGAGGGGAAGCAGGUGGAGGGUUUGGACAACAAAUGAGCUCUCGACGUUUGACCAGACACUGCUAAGUUGGGUCGGUUUUUGUCCAGUUCGUGUUUUGUGCUUUCUCUGUUCCACAUCUGUUCCGUAGUCCUCUGUUUUCCUCCGGCUGCCUUUUCAGUACAUUCGCGUGUGUAGCAUUCACACUCUUUGAUCAGGAUUCCUACUGAUGAAUCCUUGCCAUCCUGUUCUGGAUAUGUUACGUAGCACGGCUUGAAAGUGUAGUGAAACAUUACUUGUUGUGGGAUCGUCCAGCUAGUGGCUUGCAGUUUUGCGCUUUUCCGGUGUGUCGGUCAAGAUAUUCGGACCCUUGGAGCUUUGAUGUACGGGCCAUUGACACACCAAAACUGUCACAGAUUAGAGGUCAUAUCUGUUUCGGAAGGUCGGCUUUGAUACCCAACCUAUUGUCAACCUUCGGCUGGUCAGCUGUAUAAAGGGUCGGCCGAUGCUGACUUAGAGACGGGAGCAUCAGAGUCAGGAGCUACUUCUGGAAGAUAUGCUUAGAUUGAUCAAUCGAUUGACUGGAUGACUGACUGAAUCAAAGUUCUCUCUGUUGCUGCGGAGAAUAUUUACUCAUUCUAUAUUGAAACUGAGCUAUGCAACUUGGUUCAGAAGAUUCGAACACCAUUGAUGACUCACAUUAAGACUUAAAUCUAGGUACAUGUGUAUACUUUCUAUCGGUUGCAUUCCUUAUCAGCUUCUUACUUUUUGGUUGGUUUUUGGUUCUUAGUUUAAUGUUCCUCCAAGCUGAGCUGCAGAGACCGAUCAAAGAAGAAACCGCAGCGUUGAUGUACUAACCAGGGACUGCUGAGUCAUAGUCUAUGAUGGAAGGGACUCAGGUAAGAGCUUUAUGCCGAUAUUUCUAUUGACCACUUCCAGGUACGGGCUAAUGCUGCAAACUAGACUUGUGUUGAGUUUUUCCAGAUAUUUCCAGAAAACUACUGAUUUUGUUCGUUUAGCGUCUUACCAGCAAGUACUGUUACUUCCAGUCCUUCAAUAUUCUAUGAAAGAAAGAGAGUUUUUGCAACGGACUCGCUGGCAUAGAGUCCUCUGGAGCAGAGGUAUGGCCUUCUAUAUGUCAAAAGUCAUUUUCAACUAGACUGAGCUACCCUUGAAAGAACAAAAAAGACUCAGUUCGUCAUUCGCUUCAGUUCAUUGGGUCACUUGAAAAUGAUCCUUUCAAAUGAAGUAUCCAGAAAUCAUUCCUAGUUUCCUUCAGAAUCUGAGCUGUGAGCAAGCAGCUUCUCAGAACUCAGUUACUGAUGUGCCAAUCAAACUUUCUUGACUAGACGACUUUACAGCCUGGAACAUGAAUUUGCUACAAUAUCCCACACGAAAGCUUGCACGGAAAGUCCGUGUGCUUUGGCCUUCCCCCGAUACUUUGACACACGGUACAGUAGUACCAAGGACCUCGAUAGACUCAACUGUAAUCUACGGACAGAAAGAGAAAGGCCUUCCUCACAUUACUCGACUGGCGGAAUUCAGGUUUUGGUCUUGCGUGUGACCAAUGAAACACAUCUAUUAAGCCAUUUCCGCGAAAGAGUAGGAAUACAGAUGUGUACUCUGAAGAAGGUGGAUGGAUGCGUUUGAUGAGAAUAUUGGAAAAUUUCGCCUGUAAAGUCUGACUACAACGUUUGGAACAGGAGCAAAUUCAAUUGUACGGUUGCCUGAAUUCCGAAAUUCAAUCUGAUGAGUGCGUGGCAUGUUUUAUAUUGGAAAGGCACGAGCUUUGGAAGCGGAAAAGCAAGUGCCGGUCUUAGACCUUUCUAUAUGCAAAAUAUCACGUCACCUUAGAAGUCCGGGUCCAGAGGACUCUACGAAAAUCUUCUCUGUCGAUGAAAAGUGUUCCGCCUCGCCUCGUACGUUGGUUGUCUCACGUCCUUCACCUUUUCCGUCCCUCGUCGGCUGUGGAUUGUGGACCGUAUACCUUUCACUCAAUCGAGUAUUUUCACGGGUGAUCACGUUGAUGGGGAAACAGGCGCAAAUGUGCAUGGCGAGCCGAUUAUCUAAGCUUUCCUGCCCUUGCUAAUGGAGAAACUGCCUGUGGAAGGGUUCAUGUGUGCAUGGUAGGUACUGGGAGUUUGGUACCGUGCUAGUCUUCCACAUCCACAGGUUCCGACUUGAAACAGGAGACUUGCAAGGUUCAGCCGGAACUUUUGCUUGCUUAAGAUUCCUGCGCAGUGCUUCUACAACAACAAUAGUGACGGACUCUGGCACAAAGGAAGGAGACUGACAGGGGAAAUCAUGGUCCUCCUGGGUACGUGCUUCAGUCGUCAGUAGGGUGGAGCGUUUUGUCAAAUUGCCCGUGUUUCAUGUGGACAAUGUGCUGUACUGUAAAGUCUUCCCUCCUCCAGCUUUGAGCUCAUAUUCUAAUACGCACACUCGAUCUUCCACCACCUCUCGAUCUAAUGACCAACUACCCUCUCUGUUCUCGGCCAUGCACGACGCUGUGCCCUCUUUUCUCCGCUAGCUUGGCGGAUGAGUUGUCAACGAAUCUGGCAAGACCUGAGCCCAGUCACUCAUUGGUAGCACAAGUUCGAAGCCUGUCUGCUGUGCGCAAUCUUUGAUCGUGCAGGCAACUCUGAUUUACUCACCCAGAAGACUUAAAGCAUUGUCCUUUAUCCACUGGAGCAUUGAGUCAAGGAAAACAUUUAGACGUCUCAGCAAUUUUUGCAGCUUAAGCACUGAACAGCUAUGCAUCACUCGUUACGGACUUACCACAGGAAGUGCGAUUCACCCUUUUGGAUGUACGAGAAUGAAAAAGCUUCAAAGGACUGAACUUUCUUUCUAUUGAGCUCUAAACAGCUCUUAGCUUUCUCUGAUUGGAGGGUAAGUGAACGAACGGAAAGGCUGCUACAUGCAGCGGCAAUCAUCAAUGACUUAGCAGUGGAAGCUCUCCAGUACAGCUCACUCACUGGCUGCACGACAUUGGUCUCUUGUAGCGUACACCUGGAAGUGAGGAACCGUAUCGAUCAUAGAGUUCGAACCUCCCUCCCCUCCUUCCAUGAACGCGUCACGUUGAGCGAGCGAAGAAGGUCGGUGAGGGGCACCAACGACCAGGGUGACGAACAGACGAAGCACAUGCUCAAGCUUUGCACGAAUGAUUAGCCCCUCACAGUACAGGAGUAUGUGACUCCGUUAGCAGCAAAAAUGAUGUCUGUUUGUGUGACGCCAAGUCGUGCGAGUAUCCGAGGAACAUUUUCGGGAUUAUCUUUUCAUCAAGAGAGAUAGUUAUCACAAUCUCCCGUGGUCACUCACUACACAUGUAGUCCAACAUUUCAGUUAGACGUACAUCAGAAUGCCGAGAUUUAAUUAUUUCGAGGGUUUACUUUCGCGCGUCCUGAAGAUAAUGAUGGGGACGAGGAGGGAUCAUGAUCCAGGGUAAUUCGGGAGGAGGUGAUCAGGCUUUUGCAUUGAUGACUGUCCACGCAUCCACGACAUGUUUCAUCUGUGUCCGUUUAGCUCCCACGACAUGCGGAUGGAGACCAGACCCGAGAGCUCGGUCUGUGUCAGCAGACACUGGCCGCCGUCGUCGAUGACUUCCACCCGAGCGGUGGUGAGAGUGUUGCCUUUGUUUCUGUCGGACGCAAACCAGCGAGAAAGUACAAUUUGCCCCGAGCUCGGAUUUCUCGCUGGCCUGAACCAGCUGCUCGAUGAACUUGCGCAAGCCCGAUGUCCCGUACAUGCAUGAGCAUCAGGACCCACAGCUUCAAUGACGUGAACCUCCUCCCUUGGGUGGGGAUCUGUCAGUCCACGUAGUCCAGGGCCAGGUCUGACUCGAAGGCUGGGUUCUUCAGGUACUCACUCACUCCGGAACCUCGAUCGCCAGAGCUGCUGUCACCAAGCUCGGGUCCUUCAGCCAGAGAGUGGAGCAGUCGGUGCAGCAGCAGUCGGCCCUCUGGAUGCCGUCCAGACAGCGUCGAAACUCGGGACAAUUGCAAGCGUUUCCUCCGAGGCAACUUCCCUCCUAAACCCACAGGCCGUCGCUGCAGGACGAUGUCUCCGACCUCUGGACUGGGCACCAAGGCAGCUGGCUGAAGAAUGAGGGCUCGUAUCCUUUGGAGAUAUCAUCUUCCACGGCUGUCCGCAGAAUUGUGGGCGAGGGAGCGAGGGAGCGAAGUCCGUGGACGAAUCUGCCGGUGAAAUUCGCAAGAUGGUUGGAACCGACGCCCGCAAUGCGAGCAGCCUUCUCGACGCAAACACACAUUGGCCACGAGCUUACCGAGCGCUCGGAACUCGGAAGCUCCUCUGGCCACGAGGAUUGCCACCGUGACUGCCUCGCUGGCGGUGCCCCACCACCGGAGUUCAGGAAGCCGCAAGAGCUCGCCGAGCCAGUCGGUGACGAUGGUCUCGAGGUCCGUGGAAGCUGGGCCCCAUCACGUUCAAGCCACCGCUGAGCGUCUCUCUCAACGGUCCUGACGUGCUGGAGUUGGAUGAAAAGUAGACGGAGAAGCUCGGGCUCUGCCAGACUGCAGCAGCUUCAAGUUCCCCUGCUGCCACUCGACUGCGCACGGGAAAUGUGGCGAUGUCUCGAUAGUAGUUAGCGAUUCCAACGAUGAGAUUCACCGUCUGUUAGCGUAUUUGCGGAACUGAGGAGCGGUUCCUUCCAAUCCCUCGGCGAGCAGGUUGUAGAUCCUCCUUCGAAGGCAGUUUUGUAGAGCAGGGAUAAUCAAUGCCUUUCUUGAGCAGAAUUGUGAAUUCAAAAAGUGUCUUGUGCUCCAGCUAGAGCGUAUCUGGCCUGAGGAUUAGCCGACCCUCGGUGGCUCGGUUUCAGGACCGAGUGACCUGGAGAAGAGCUGUACUCUACUCUCGAGUCUAAGUCUCGGAGGCUUGCAUGGUGCCCCGAACUGAAACGAGAGAUUCUCUUUCUCAGAACAUCUAAUUUGUACAGGAUGUGUCACGCACAGCCCACUCGAAGGAACGUGUGCAUGAGCUGUAUUGUUAUCGGUCAUCAUUGGUGAGUGUCGGAAGUCUUAAGGAAAAGCAGAAGUCCGUCGUCAUUCGAUCAAUCGACUUUGCAUGAGAUGAGAGUGACAGAAGAGAAAGAGUGGACAUUGAGCUCUUUCUUCUUCACCUUCUUCGGGGACAGAAAUGUAUCACUGUGAACUAUCAUGGCAAGCUAUGCCCUGGGUUUCAGAAUUUCAUGGAACACUGGUUGGAUUCAACGGAGAUAGUUUUCGUGGCUUUUUAAGCCCAACUGAUAGCAUGCAAUGUUGGACUGAUUUAACCUCUCGCUCCCCACUCCGUUCAGCAUGAUGAAGACGUUUUCUUGCAUUUCGAUAUCCAAGCGCUCAAAUCUCUCGACCAAUGCUUCUCCAUCUAUCGGACCUUUGUCACUCUUCCGAUCCUGAGAAUCAGAAGUUCUCUAUCAAUGUGGCCUUAAUGAAGUAAUGCAUUAAGUACCUCAGCGUAUUGAGCUGAAGUAAGCUGAAGU
This is a messenger RNA of Marchantia polymorpha subsp. ruderalis, 5585 nucleotides long. NCBI's taxonomy places the organism in Eukaryota, Viridiplantae, Streptophyta, Marchantiopsida, Marchantiales, Marchantiaceae. The record is from the annotation of a GenBank genome assembly.